AUGGCCCUGAGUAAAUAUGGGGUGAAACACAAAGUGGCAACCCCAUAUCAUCCCCAAACAAGUGGCCAAGUUGAAGUGUCGAAUCGAGAAAUCAAAAGCAUCUUGGCAAAGACAGCAGAGAGUAGAGCAGCUGAAGAACUGGAUGAAUUAAGAAUCAGAUCAUAUGAAAGUUCAGCCAUCUAUAAAGAGAAGAUGAAUAAAUGGCAUGAUACUCGGAUACUCAAGCAGGACUUCAAGGUAGGAGAUUGGGUUUUGCUAUACAACUCGCGACUUAGACUCUUCCCCGGAAAGCUCAAAUCCAAAUGGUCUGGACCGUUUAGAGUAACGCGAGUGUUCAUCAAUGGUGCCAUAGAAGUUGAGUAUCAGGAAGUACCUCCAUUUACAGUGAAUGGGCAACGUCUGAAAUUGUAUCUGGGGUAUUGUCAAGAGAUUUCAUUGGUCGAAGUGGUAUAUCUGGAAGACGCCUAA
Messenger RNA from Solanum verrucosum, 468 nucleotides. RefSeq lists its product as uncharacterized. The transcript has 2 exons. NCBI's taxonomy places the organism in Eukaryota, Viridiplantae, Streptophyta, Magnoliopsida, Solanales, Solanaceae. Gene Ontology annotation, biological process: DNA integration. The coding region runs from base 1 to 468 and encodes 155 amino acids. Gene Ontology annotation, molecular function: nucleic acid binding. The record is from RefSeq and is a predicted model, not a curated record.